AUUGAGUAGGGAGGUGACAUCAUCAUCAUCAUCAUCAUCAUCACCCCUGCAGUAAGGAAGAAGAGCAAAUCGCUCAGUGAUGAAAAGAAUCUGAAGCUCUUUGGGAAAUGUAAUAAUCCCAAUGGUCAUGGGCAUAACUAUAAAGACAGGUGUUGCUCAGAAUUGGACACCAGUUCUGGUAGUUUUCCUGCCAAGCUAUAACACACUUUCCCUGGUCUUGGCUUUACUGUCUCAGUUUAGUUGGGAUCUGAUGAUAAAGGAACUGGCUUCAAAAUCAGUUGUGGUGACAGUACAUGGAGAGAUUGAUCCUGUUACAGGAAUGGUUGUGAAUCUGACAGACCUAAAAGACUAUAUGGAGGAGGCAAUUAUGAAACCCCUUGAUCAUAAGAACCUGGACCAGGAUGUACCUUACUUUGCAGAUGUCGUGAGCACAACAGAAAAUGUAGCUGUAUAUAUCUGGGAAAAUCUUCAGAAAGUUCUUCCUGUGGGAGUCCUUUAUAAAGUCAAAGUGCACGAAACUGACAAAAACAUCGUUGUCUACAAGGGAGAGUUAUCAGCCCUUGGGGAUUAGUAUUACUAUCUUAACGUUAAAUUCAUGGCUAAUCUUUUUGAAAAGGAACUUUGUCUAUUGAAGUGUUAAUAAGUUGCCACAUAAAUGUUACAGUUGUUGUAUCUUAGAAUCUCUGAGUAUAAAAACAUUUGAAAUGAGAAGAAUUUUUUAUUUAAAUCUAGAGAGUUGUAUUUUACAAAUAAAAAAAAAUGUUGCCAAAGUGCUUGGUAUAUCAUUUUGAAAAAAUCUUAAUAUUAUUUUGUCAUGGUCAUCUAGUUUUCCUAACUGGGAUGGUCUCUAGGCAUGAAUAAUAAAUGAAUGAAUUAAAAAGCAUCCCAUAAGUGCCUACUAUGUGCCAAUCACUAUGCUAAGCAUUGAGGAUACAAUAAAAAGUAAAGAUAGGCCCUCCUCUCAGUGUGCUUACAUUCUAUUUGUGGAAUACAGUACACAAAUCAGAGUGGUGGCCUGUGAAGACUGUUUGGUUUAGAAAGUUACAGUAUGCUAAAUGUAGUCAUAGGAGGAUGUAGAUUGACACACUCUUUCCAGGAACAAUGGCAGAAUUGAUUUCACUACGGUUCCAGGACUAGAAAGGGAAAAGAGGGAUUGGGGGGUUGGUGUGGAGAACUCCCGGGUGUAAAGUGAAGCAUAGCUAGAGACAGAGCCUAGAUUUAGUGGGCCAUUGAGGCAGCCAGAAUCAGCCCCUUAAGGUCCAAGGGUAGGAGUUCUGGGCAUGAACAUGUUAAGUCCUCCAGGGCAUAACUCUGGAGGUAAAGAGUGUUUUUGUAGGGUAUUUGAAAUAUUAAAAUGUGUGUAGAACUUUAUAGUAAGUCAAGCUUGGGUGACAAUAUAGCUGAUUUUGAAGACCAUGAAUAAUUAUUACGCGUUAUAUACCCUGUUAAAAUAAUACAACAGAAAAAGGAGUCUCUGCUCUGCUGUGACCACCUUCCCAUUGGAAUCACUUUCUCAUUGGUCCCAACCAUUUUCCCGCUAUGUUAAUUUGUAUUAAAUUAGACAUAUGUAAAUCAACAGGA
This is a messenger RNA of Phascolarctos cinereus (koala), 1581 nucleotides long. The record is from RefSeq and is a predicted model, not a curated record. NCBI's taxonomy places the organism in Eukaryota, Metazoa, Chordata, Mammalia, Diprotodontia, Phascolarctidae.